ACUUUGUUAAAUAUAUCAUCGUUGGUUCGGUGACCCAGCUUGUCUGCGAUAUCAAUAUUGUUGAUAAUUGAGUGACAUUGGAAAAGUUUCAAUUUAUAUAAUUAUCGGUUCUACGGGCUCUUAUCAAAUUGGUUAUGUUUACUGGGAGUAAUCCUAGUUCUUGACUUUGAAGUUUGCUAGUUGCAAUUUUGACUGUGGCGAAGAUGUUUCUCUCUCGAAUUUACACAAUUUUCGUACUAGUUUCCAUAGGAAGUCAAAGAUCAAAUGCCAAUCCACCCGACCGUUUUCAAUUUGAAGCUGAGUCAAUAGAUCUGCUAUCCAAGCUACUUGAUGAGUCAUGCAGAGUGCGCCCUACUCCAAAACAACGGUAAUCUGUUUCGGCGCCACUCUCCUUAGUUUUUUCAUCAUACUUCUACUGAGCAAUACUCGACUUCCCGAAGCAAAUGCUGACAUACCAAAUACAAAUCUACUACAUAGUGUUAUCAAGAUAUUGAAUAGAUACAUGAACACCACCAUCAAUGCUACUUCAAUGCACUCAAGACACCAAGACACAACGAUGACCAGUCCUCUUCUGGAUCUGACAUCCUCAAGCUACAUCCCUCCCUUGGCGCCAAGACGUUCCCUUCUAUGGCUGAUGAUAACCAGCGACUCUUUCAACUCCUCAUUGGACGAGAGAGGAGACGAUCAACAGCCAAUCAGAGGAGACGAUCAACUGCCAAUCAGAAGAGAUGAUGUGCAACCAAUGAGAGGAGAUUUUCGGCAGCUAAUCAGAGGAGAUGAUCAGACAAGAAGAGGAGAUGAUCAACAGUUAAUAAGAGGAGAUGAUCGGGAGUCAAUCAGGGGAGAUGAUCAGACAAGAAGAGGAGAUGAUCGGGAGCCAAUGAGAGGGGAUGAUCGGGAGUCAAUCAGGGGAGAUGGUCAACAGCAAAACAGAGGAGAUGAUCGGCAACCAAUCAGAGAAGAUGAUCAGCAACCAAUCAGACCGUUAUCCGAACAAGCCACAUCACCUCACGGCAUAAGACAUCACGGCAAACACCAUAGAACAAACUCUAGCAAUUUCUGGCAUCGACAUAAGCUCCCUGAUCCCAGAUCCACCACAUCACCAAAUCUGAAUUUCUCUUCCACAACUAUAAACACUGUUACUAUAGUGGAUACAGUUAGUGAUAGUGGAACCAUAGUUGAUUCAGUUAGUGAAAGUUACAAUAAUAGUUUUAGUUAUAGUGAUAGUGAGGUGAAACAGACAACAAUCUGUUACAACACAAACGAAGUGCUUAUUAUUAUUGGACUGACCUGUUUUCUAAACUUUACGUUUAUCACGUUGGUGAUGACGUGUGUACAUUUUUGCAGUGCGGCGGGAAAUGGUAGCAAAGUCGCUGAUUAUCCAAGACUGGAAUCUCUGGUGCUCGGCGACUCCGAACUGAGCAGUAAGCGAACCUCGUCCUCUGGAGGGAACAAGUCUGCACGACCACACAGACAGUACGCCGAUACUCUUCAGACCCAGUCUGCACGAGCACACAGACAGUACGCCGUUGCUCUUCCGACCGUCGUCAGACUCUCUGGUGUCGUUGCAGUCUCUGAGCACCCCGUUCUGUCCACUGCUCAGAGCUAGACCAUCGUUCUACCCUCUAGUUCAGGAGUCAACUUGUUAUUUGGACUGCAAGAUACCUCCCUCACUAUCUAUGGAGAACCUUUUGUUCACUAAUUAGAAGGAGACAAACUAUUUCGGACUGUGUGUAAUCCUAUCCAAAUUUGGGAGAGAAAUAAGAGCACAAGGUUAUCUUAUUUUUUACUCUCCCUAUCAUUUCGAUGGUGUAAUUAUUGUAUGAAUGAAUAAAGAAUGUAGAUGAAACUUAUUUAAAUGAAUAGUGAAGUCGGAUCCCCAAAUACUCUAUCAGUAUCAGCAUUGAGAAAAUAUAGGACAAGAAGAUAUCCCAUGGUAUAGGGCUUUUUGUUCUGAUUUUCAAUGUUAACUCUAGCUGAUAGCCUUAAGUCCUGCACACACACAUCGAUUUUUGUUCGUAUGAUAUUUUUCGGUCCUUAGAAAUUCUAUUAGAUUUAACGGAACUUAACAAACAUCAACUGUUUUGAAAUCAUGUAUUUAAUCUCAUAGAAUUCAUAGGCAAAAUAUCGUAAAAACAAAAAUCAAAAUGUGUGUGUGCAGCUACUUAGUAGAUCUUUUUGGUGAAGCUAUGUGACACUUAUUGUUUCUCAUACUGUGCCGUUCUAACACUCUCAUCCGGCCAAAACAGUAACCCUACAGAGACACACUUACUUUAUGCUAACACAGUAGACACACUAGGGUGUUGAACACCCCAAUUUAAUUUUGCAUUUUUCUUUGAAAAAUGUGAAAAAAAAACAAAUACUUAGACCAUACUCCAUCAUUUCUUAAACAUUUUUGUUCCAAGUACAUACAGAAAUCAAAAGUUAAGCACUGCUUAUCAAUAUUUAUACUAAUUUUAGAAGUACGUAUGUUCCGCCUGAGUGUUGGAGCUCCUAA
Molecule: messenger RNA, 2497 nt
Organism: Nilaparvata lugens (brown planthopper)
Lineage: Eukaryota; Metazoa; Arthropoda; Insecta; Hemiptera; Delphacidae
Exons: 6
Coding region: 338-1609 (423 amino acids)
Source: RefSeq, a predicted model, not a curated record